UCUUCUAUCAUUGGGGUUCUUUGAGGCCAAACGCAGACAAAAGCUCUACUCACCACUACAGCUACAACCUCCCUCCUUCCACCUGAGCUCCUGCGUGUUGGCAUAACCGUAAGAUUCAAAUCAGGUUGAAGGAAUGUUUCUCACCAGAAAUCAAGCUCCGCGAGAUCCAAACGCAUUUCCCGCAACCCAAUUGUUCCUCCUUGCACUCGUUCGAGUUGCAGAGCCAAUUGCACUCACAUCCAUCUUUCCAUACGCUUGGAAGCUCGUCCAACAUUACCAUGUCUCUUCGGACGCCAAUGCGCCCUUCUUUGCGGGCAUCCUCAUUUCUGCCUUUUCUUUUGCCGAAGCCAUCACUGGCAUGUAUUGGGGUGCCCUCUCCGACCGUGUAGGCCGCAAGCCGGUCCUUAUCAUGGGAUGUCUGGGUACAAUCGCCUCCUUGUUAGUCUUUGGCUUUGCGUCCAACUUCUGGGUUGCUCUCGCGGGGAGAAUCCUCGGUGGACUGCUGAAUGGUAAUAUAGGUGUCGUUCAGACCAUGGUUGGAGAGUUGGUCAAGCGUCCAGAGCAUGAACCAAAGGCAUACGCCGUCAUGCCGUUUGUAUGGUCGAUUGGUACCAUCAUUGGCCCCUCCAUCGGCGGAUGUUUCGCUGAGCCGGUCAAGAACUUCCCGAGCUUCUUCUCUUCCACGGGCAUUUUUGCCAAGUUCCCGUACCUUCUCCCCAACUUGAUCUGCGCGCUGCUCCUGGUGCUCGCCAUCAUUGCUGCGUACGUCCUGUUGGAUGAAACCCAUCCCGACAUGCAACCUUCCGGGUCACAAGACGAAGAUGACUACGUGUCGACUAUUGAGACCCCUCUGCUUCCCGCACAGGGUGCUACUGCAAACGCUGCGGCUAACCUCACGACCGAGAGUUAUGGAACUUUCGAUCGCGUUGACAUUGAUCGGGAUGAGCUCUGGCGCGUCACCUCCAAUGGCCAAUGGAUUGAAUCUCCCGCGUCUGAGGAGAAGGUCAUUACGAAGACCGUUAUCAUGUUUGUUGCGGCUCUGGGAAUUUUUACUUAUCAUUCCAUGACAUAUGACCAUCUCCUCCCAAUCUUCCUCCAGGACAAGCGUGCCGAUGAUCUAGCCGCACAGAGCCUAUCUCCUCGAUCCCUUGGAGGUGGCCUCGGACUCUCGAUCCAGAACGUUGGUAUCAUCAUGUCAUUUAACGGCAUAAUCCAGCUUUUCGUCCAAGGAGUCAUCUUCCCCUGCCUGGCAUCCUGGUUCGGCGUAUGGAAGCUCCUCGUCGUCUGCACGAUCGGCCACCCCAUCGCCUACUUCAUCGUCCCCUAUUUGCAACUUCUUCCCGAGAACCUUCUCUAUCCCGGAAUCUACACCUGUCUCAGCAUCCGAAGCCUCUUCUCGAUCCUCGCCUACCCUCUGCUCUUGAUCAUGAUCAAAGAGUCCGCACCAUCUCCUAGCUGUCUCGGACAGAUCAACGGCCUCGCUGCAAGUACCGGAGCCGCUGCCCGCACGGUAGCCAGUCCCGUUGCCGGUCUUCUCUACGGCCUCUCCAUCGAGAUCCACUUCACGCCUCUCGCAUGGUGGGCAUCCGCUCUGGUCGCUAUAAUAGGCGUGAUGCAGAUUCCGUUCCUCAGCCGCGAGGCCAAGAACACCCACGCUAAGGUCACCGGUGCAGCACGUUGCUGCUUCAGCAAGAAGCCUGCUCCUAAGCACGAGGUCGUGCACAUUACCGUCGAGGACCCCGAGGCAUCAGAACACGAUGGAGAAACCGUCUAGAUCGACCCGACCGACAUAUGUACUCGAGAUUAUGCUAAGAGCAUACCAUGCGUUUUAAAACGCAAAGACAUACAUCGUUACACGAAUCAGAAUGUCCCCAAAAUCAUUACUUAAACGGCGUUUCUGGUGAUCUUUUUCUUCUGGACACAAGCGGGACCGUUUUAUAUCCCAUGGCAUAACGGCGUUCUUAGCACAUCACAUUACUUCACGAAAGAGCUGCUGUUGGUUCGAAGCGAGCAUUGUUAUGUCAUGGUUUGGAGUUCCUUCGUUCUUAUUUUCUUAUAUCAUACUUAACGGCGUUAACGGGUAACUAUACAAGACCACUACCUUGUCAUAAAAAUUCGAUGGUUCUGGACAUACAUACGUAGAUUAUGACUUAUACUUCAUCUUAUAGACAAUAUAAAUAUACAUAAAG
Messenger RNA from Aaosphaeria arxii CBS 175.79, 2189 nucleotides. RefSeq names its product MFS general substrate transporter. The transcript has 5 exons. Bases 134 to 1774 code for a protein of 546 amino acids. Lineage: Eukaryota; Fungi; Ascomycota; Dothideomycetes; Pleosporales. Gene Ontology annotation, molecular function: transmembrane transporter activity. The record is from RefSeq and is a predicted model, not a curated record. Gene Ontology annotation, biological process: transmembrane transport.